UUCAGCUUUUCGCUCUUUCACUCUCUCUCUCCCAAGUUCUCUGGGAAACUCUCUCUCUCUCCUCCGCCUCGCAAUGGUUUACACGAUGUUAGGCGUACGCUUCACUCAUCUUCCAUCGAUCAAGAACUCGUCUCUCUCCAGUUUCAAUGACGACCGGAGAGGCAACGCCGUCUCUUUCUCUCUCAGGAAGGACUCUCGCGCCUCCUCUGGGAAGAUUUAUGCUCGGAAGCCAUCUUCUGAUUCUGAAUCUUCUUCGCUAGCUACAACUCCAUCUGAUAAACUCGGUGGCCAUCAGAGUGAUGAUAGCUCUUCAGCUGUCACUGGUCAUGUAGAACCUCUGGAAACUGUCUCCCAAGAUACUACUACUCAGGUAGUUGAAACAGACGGACAUGAUCAUACCUCUGCAAGUAUGUCAGAGUCUUUCGUCCAAGAAGUUGGGCAGAGGAGGAUUCCACCUCCUGGAGAUGGGAAGAAAAUAUACGAGAUUGAUCCUAUGUUGAAGAGUCAUAAUGGUCAUCUUGAUUAUCGAUAUGGGCGGUACAUAAAACUGCGUGAGCAAAUCGACAAGAAUGAAGGUGGACUAGAGGCGUUUUCUCGUGGUUACGAGAUAUUUGGCUUCACUCGAAGCGCCACUGGUAUCACUUACCGGGAAUGGGCACCAGGAGCUAAGGCAGCAUCACUGAUUGGAGAUUUUAAUAACUGGAAUUCUAAAGCUGAUGUCAUGACUCGGAACGAGUUUGGUGUGUGGGAAAUAUUUCUGCCGAAUAACGCUGAUGGCUCGCCGGCAAUUCCCCAUGGCUCCCGCGUGAAGAUUCGCAUGGAUACUCCAACUGGUAUAAAAGACUCCAUUCCAGCUUGGAUCAAGUACUCUGUCCAGCCACCAGGCGAAAUCCCGUACAAUGGGGUAUACUAUGACCCUGCUGAGCAGGAUAAAUAUGUAUUCAAACAUCCUCGCCCAAGGAAGCCCACAUCACUGCGUAUAUAUGAAUCACAUGUUGGAAUGAGUAGUACGGAACCAAUGAUAAAUACAUAUGCCAACUUUAGAGAUGAUGUACUCCCCCGUAUAAAAAAGCUAGGCUAUAAUGCUGUUCAGAUAAUGGCCAUUCAAGAGCAUUCCUACUAUGCCAGCUUUGGGUAUCACGUAACAAACUUUUUCGCUCCUAGCAGCCGCUUUGGAACGCCUGAUGACCUUAAGUCUUUGAUAGACAAAGCUCAUGAGCUGGGUCUGGUUGUUCUGAUGGAUAUUGUGCACAGCCAUGCAUCGAAGAACACACUAGAUGGCUUGAACAUGUUUGAUGGCACUGACGGUCAGUAUUUCCACUCUGGAGAGCGGGGCUAUCACUGGAUGUGGGAUUCUCGUCUUUUCAAUUACGGAAGCUGGGAGGUUCUUCGGUAUCUUCUCUCCAACGCAAGAUGGUGGCUGGAAGAAUACAAGUUUGAUGGGUUCAGAUUUGAUGGUGUAACUUCCAUGAUGUACACUCAUCAUGGACUUCAGGUCGAGUUCACUGGGAAUUACAGUGAGUAUUUUGGAUAUUCUACUGAUGUUGACGCUGUGGUCUAUCUAAUGCUGGUGAACGAUAUGAUUCACGGGCUAUACCCUGAGGCUAUUGUUGUCGGCGAAGAUGUUAGUGGGAUGCCAGCGUUUUGCAUUCCUGUCCAAGACGGUGGCGUUGGUUUUGACUACCGUCUGCACAUGGCAGCGGCUGAUAAAUGGAUUGAGCUUCUCAAGAAGAGAGACGAGGACUGGCAGGUUGGUGAUAUAGUUUUCACGCUGACCAACAGAAGGUGGGGAGAGAAAUGUGUGGUCUAUGCGGAAAGUCAUGAUCAAGCCCUUGUUGGAGACAAAACUAUUGCAUUCUGGCUAAUGGACAAGGACAUGUAUGACUUCAUGGCGGUGGAUGGACGAGCCACUCCACGUGUAGACCGAGGGAUCGCCUUGCACAAAAUGAUCCGGCUCAUUACGAUGGGACUAGGUGGAGAAGGAUACCUCAAUUUCAUGGGAAAUGAAUUUGGACACCCGGAAUGGAUCGACUUCCCGAGGACUGACCAGCACCUUCCUGAUGGCAGAGUCAUCCCUGGGAACAACGCUAGUUAUGAUAAAUGCCGACGUAGGUUUGAUCUGGGAGAUGCAGAGUAUCUUAGAUACCAUGGACUGCAGGAGUUUGAUCGGGCGAUGCAGCAUCUUGAGGAGAAGUAUGGUUUCAUGACUUCGGAGCAUCUGUACAUAUCUCGUAAAGAUGAAGGAGACAGAGUCAUUGUGUUUGAGAGAGGUAGCUUGGUGUUUGUCUUUAACUUCCACUGGACCAACAGUUACUCUGACUACCGUAUUGGUUGCUCGGUUCCUGGAAAGUACAAGAUCGUUUUGGACUCUGAUGGUUCUUUAUUCGGAGGGUUCAGUCGGCUAGAUGACUCUGCUGAGUUCUUCACCUCUGAUGGGAGGUAUGAUGAUAGGCCUUGUUCCUUGAUGGUGUAUGCACCGUGCAGAACCGCUGUAGUGUACGCUGCAGUAGAUGGUGAUGAAGAUUCUAUAAGCCUUGUACCGGAAGAUGUUUAGGAGCAAGAUGAGAAUGUCCGAGUUUGCGUACUGUAAGCUUACAAAAAUUUACACUUUAUGCCCCUCUCCUUUAGCAGUAUCAUAGUAACUUAAAAAUGGAAAUAAAAGUCGCUGCAUGUCUACAAUUACUCUAUAGCUUUCAUAUGCUUCAUCACA
Brassica oleracea var. oleracea is the source of this 2710-nucleotide messenger RNA. RefSeq names its product 1,4-alpha-glucan-branching enzyme 2-1, chloroplastic/amyloplastic-like. Lineage: Eukaryota; Viridiplantae; Streptophyta; Magnoliopsida; Brassicales; Brassicaceae. Gene Ontology annotation, molecular function: 1,4-alpha-glucan branching enzyme activity; hydrolase activity, hydrolyzing O-glycosyl compounds; cation binding. Gene Ontology annotation, biological process: glycogen biosynthetic process; starch metabolic process. The record is from RefSeq and is a predicted model, not a curated record. The transcript is spliced from 18 exons. Gene Ontology annotation, cellular component: cytoplasm. Bases 74 to 2554 code for a protein of 826 amino acids.